GGAAAAUCCAUGAUGUUUCCACUCCAUUUUCAUUACGAAGAUGUAUUACGUCAGGAUCUGUUGCUCAAACUGAAUCACGCCAAUGUUAUGGAAGUUCCUGGAUUGUUUGAAAUAAGAUUAGUACCAAAAGCUGCCUCUGAUUUUAGAAUCCAAUUUGGAAAAUUGGUUAUGGAGAUUUUGUGCGGUCACAGAUUCAUACAGACACAAAGGGGCCGCUAUUUUCAAGCAGGAAAGUCGUUUCGAUCCAAUCCAUUCUUGGGGUCCGAAGAAGACACUGGAUAUGUUAGUGACUUUGCACGACAAAGCGUUCUCCGAGGGCAUGGAAUGUACCAUUUUUUGGUAAGAAUCUUGACAGUAAUGUCUAUGUUAGAUUCUCCGGUUGAAAUACGGGAAAAAUCCAUCAAAUUCUUUAUGGAAACGGAGUUUUGCGAAUUCUCCCCGGAACUGGAAGAUCGUUUCGAGAUCUUCGAGCAAAUUCGAGGGUUCAAUGUGACUAUUGUCACCUCAACCAAUACAAAAUAUGAGACUUUACUACUGUGGAGCGGCUUUGUGAUAAUGGAACCAACAAGCAAAAAGCAUUAA
Molecule: messenger RNA, 582 nt
Organism: Hordeum vulgare subsp. vulgare (domesticated barley)
Lineage: Eukaryota; Viridiplantae; Streptophyta; Magnoliopsida; Poales; Poaceae
Product: 60S ribosomal protein L5, mitochondrial-like
Exons: 1
Coding region: 10-582 (190 amino acids)
Biological process (GO): translation
Cellular component (GO): cytosolic large ribosomal subunit; ribosome
Molecular function (GO): structural constituent of ribosome; RNA binding
Source: RefSeq, a predicted model, not a curated record